This is a messenger RNA of Mesocestoides corti, 348 nucleotides long. The record is from the annotation of a GenBank genome assembly. NCBI's taxonomy places the organism in Eukaryota, Metazoa, Platyhelminthes, Cestoda, Cyclophyllidea, Mesocestoididae.
ACCUGUCCCUACACAGCACCCUUCUACAAGUGGACCCCUGCCACACAGACGUCGUGGAUCCUCUCCGAGGACCAGGUGUACUCCCUCAAAGCGGAGAGUCUUGCGGUCUCCGGCAAGUACAUCUGCAGUGCAGUCAACGGGUUCGGCCACAACGCCGCCGAAUUCAACAUCAAGGUCAUCGACAAAUUCUCCUCCAUGCUGGAGCAGAGCUGCGCCCUACUCUCGAACGGACACGCCAGUGACUCCGUGUUCAAAAUUGGUGAAAAUCUGGUGAGGUCAACUCUGGCGAAGAUGGAGGGUGCGGCAGAACUUCCAAAUCGAGGGUCUGAGCUGCUGCACCGAACAUGA